CACAUGACGCGCAGCAUCCUCUCGUCAGCUCUUGCUUUUCCGCAUCUGUCUCUGGUUGCUAACUAGUUAGCUAACGUUAACUUUAGCCAUGUUUUCUUCAGUUUUAUUUAUUUGACAUUUCACGUAGCAGCCGGUCGUCUUGUGUGACAGUCGGACGGACUACUGUGUUACAUGUUAGUUCUUCUGACUGCCGAGCAGUGUCACUUUCCAUUCAGUAACGAGCCGAAGAAGCAAGCUAGCCUCUCGUAGCUAGCUAACAGCUGCUUAGCUUUCAGGAGAAUAACGUCGCUGUAAGGCAACCAACCAGGCACAAAGCGUCUAUGAGCUACGACUGGCCCCGAUCAGAGGAUGUAUCCGCCUUCCAGAAAGGACUUCAUCUCUCUGACGCUCAAUGAUCCGCACAGUCACACUUACAACAACGGCAAACACCGGAGACAGUCCUGCUGGAGGAAAUGGAAGCAGCUGUCUCGGCUCCAGCGAAGCCUCAUCCUGUUCCUGCUGGCUCUGCUGCUCAUAUUUGGACUGCUCUCCUAUCCCAGCAUGACAGAGCAGUGGAGAGGGUUGUCUGACAGGGAGGACUGGCUGGAGCUAAAUGACAGAGACGUGAAGGAUAUUCCUCCUGAGGUGAAGUCUGUAUUGGAUCAAGCUGAAGCCAAAGUUCCACCUCCUGUGGCAGGGCCAGAUAUGGGGCCAGCUGUGGAUCCAGAUGCGGGUGCAGAUGCUGUGGUGGGGCCCAGAGCACCAAAUGUCCCCAUUUUGGCUAAACCUCCCAUUAAGAAUAAGACAUUCCCAAACAAGAGAGGUCCACCGAGCCUGCAGAAAGAUGGAAAUAUUUCAGACACAGUCGGUAGGAAAAAGCAAGUGCAAGAGGUGGUUCAAGAUGAAGAAGGAGAAGAGGUGGACAAAGAAAAGAAGAUUGUCAGCUGGAGAGGAGCACUGAUCGAAGCUGACCAGGCCACAGACCCUCCACCCUCGAACAAUGAGAAAGAAGCUGCGGCGCCCCCAGCCAACCCAGCUGACCCUGUCCCACCAGAAGUUUCAACAGGAGCUGUGGACAGACUUGCGGCAGUGUGUGAUGCCUUCAGACAUGCGUGGAAAGGCUAUAAGGAGUACGCCUGGGGUCACGAUGAGCUCAAGCCUAUCUCCAGGUCUUUUGGCGAGUGGUUCGGACUGGGUUUGACGCUCAUUGAUUCUUUGGACACCAUGUGGAUAUUGGGCCUAAAAGAAGAGUUUGCAGAAGCAAAGGACUGGGUAGAGAAAGAGCUCUCCUUCGACAAGAACGUGGACGUGAAUCUUUUUGAGACAACCAUCCGUAUCCUUGGGGGCCUGCUGAGUACCUACCAUCUAACAGGAGACCAACUCUUCCUAGAGAAAGCUAAAGAUCUCGGGUCCAGGUUAAUGCCUGCCUUCAAAACUCCCUCAAAGAUCCCGUUCUCAGACGUUAACAUCGGGAAGGGAAUAGCCCACCCCCCCCGAUGGACGUCAGACAGCACGCUGGCCGAGGUCACGAGCAUUCAGCUGGAAUUCAGAGAGCUGAGCCGCCUCACCCAGGAGCCCCAGUACCAGGAGGCUGUGAAUGAGGUAAUGAGGCUGGUCCACAAGCUGCCAGGCAAACAGGACGGCCUGGUGCCCAUGUUCAUCAACACCAACAGCGGCCAGUUCACGCACAAAGGAGUCUUCACACUUGGUGCCAGGGCGGACAGCUACUAUGAAUACCUGCUCAAACAGUGGAUCCAGGGAGGGAAGGCGGAAGACGACCUGUUGGAGGACUACCUUCAGGCUGUGGAAGGAGUGAAAAAACACCUUGUGAGACAGACGGGGCCCAGCAGAUUGACCUUUGUUGGAGAGUUGUCCCACAGCCGCUUCAACCCUAAAAUGGACCACCUUGUGUGCUUCCUGCCAGGAACCUUGGCGCUGGGGGCCCACAACGGCCUCCCGGGGGACCACAUGGAUCUGGCUGUGCAGCUGAUGGAGACGUGUCACCAGAUGUACCAACAGAUGGAGACUGGGCUGAGCCCAGAGAUCGUCCACUUCAGCAUGCAGGCCAGUGAUGGGCCCAACCUUAUUGUCAAGCCUGCAGACAGACACAACCUGCUGAGACCAGAGACGGUAGAAAGUCUGUUCUACAUGUACAGAUUCACUAAGGACCCCAAGUACAGAGACUGGGGAUGGGACAUACUGCUUAGCUUCAAUAACUACACUAAGGUCCCCGGUGGUGGCUACACGUCCAUUAACAAUGUCCGUGACCCCGUAAACCCGGGGCCCCGGGACAAGAUGGAGAGUUUCUUCCUGGGUGAGACGCUAAAGUACUUGUAUCUGCUCUUCUCUGAUGACAUGGAGCUGCUCAGUUUAGACAAGUAUGUCUUUAACACCGAGGCCCACGCUCUCCCCAUAUGGCCCUCCCCACCCAAGUGAUGACUCCAUACAGGAGAAGUCUGUAAAGAUCAGGCCCACUGGGCCCUGUAUGAGUCAAACACUGUUGUUGCCGCUCAGUCAGGGAAUUCCCUUAAGCAACUGGCCAGGCUGGACUGUGGUAAGCAGACCUGUGCCGUCCACCUGUACUUUGAUACGAUUCCACGUGGAAGAGUUUAUUUUUUCUUUUUUUUUCUUCAUUUUUCCUAAGGAAAAGGUUUGUAUUAGAGCUGGUCUCUAAUGUAAAACACUUCUUUUAAAUUAGCUCUGACUAGCUGGCUCCAACAGGAGACAAGAAGGGAAAUGGUGGGAGUACUUUAUUACUUUGGCGACUGGGAUAGUUCAUGUAUGUAUGUAUGUAUGUAUGUACGUAUGUAUGUAUGGGGUCACAACAAUCAUGUCAUGCCUGAGUUUUUUUUUUUUCCUUUGUCAGGUGUAAAUCCUCACUAGUCCUACAUAGUCAGGUGUCAUAGCUGUGAAUUGUGAACAAAUGAAUUGUGUUAAACAGAUUGCUCUAGUGGAGGAGUCACAUAUUAUUUGUAGAAGUCUUUACUCUGGCAACUCCCAGGGCACUUGCUCAUGUACAAAAAUGGUAUACAAGGAGUUAAGAGGAGUUGUUUUUUGUUUUUUUUAUCCCAUUUGGGAUGUCCAUCCCCUGUAUUGUCCCAUCCUAAGUGUUUAGGAGCAGUGGGCAGCUACAGUGCAGUGUCCAGGGACCACUUUCACUUCUGAGGCCCAUGCCUUGCUGAAAAGCAAAUGCAGCGUUUUCCUAAUACCUACUGUGUAUGUCUUUAAUUAAAUAAAGACCGUAGUAAAGUAUUAGGACGGUUAUGGCUUAACCCAGGAGUUACACAAAUCAAAUUAUUUAAAAACUUUCAAAGCACUUUUUUGUAGCUUUCAACUACACUGACUAUAAUGGUUAUUGUCACCAAGAUGGGACAGUUGAAGAACUGUGAAGGCCCCAAAAUGCAUUGCAACAUGUAUGACUUACUGGGCCCCACUUUAGCAGUGAUUCUGCAGAUACUGAGGGGUUAAAUGUUAAAUAUGGUGAAGCUUACUGCACAGUCACACCUCUUUUGUGUUUUUAAGGGACGUUUGGUUCUUGUUGUUUAUUGAUCUUUUCGUUUCAGUCGGCAGUGAGAGGGUAGUCAAUGGGUUUAAGUCAUGUUUAUAGGACCUAACAGUUUGAAAGUGAAAGUAUAUAGAGGUCUUUUGAAUGAAUCAGGGCUGUACACAUAAUGCCAUCUUGCUUUAUUAAUGAAUGUAUGUAUGAAUUUUUGUUUUAUUUCUUUCAGUUUUACAUUUGGUCGUAGAGGAGCCCUUGUUAGUAAGUGUGUUAAUAUGCACUCUACUUUCCCAGUUUUGAGUCUAAUCCUGGUUUUGAUUAAAUAUGGGAUUGUAUUCACAAUUGUUUCACAUUAUAUGAAGGGGAAUUAAUUAUGGCUUCCAUGCAGUCUUAAAUUUGCAGUUGCUGUGAAGUUAGAUGAAGAAAAAAAAAAAAAAAAAACUCAGUACAUUACCGUUUCCUGUGUCAGGGACAUUAUGCAUGAAGCCGUUCAUUCAUCCUCUUUUCACAGACGACUUGUUUAAGAAAUUGAGUUUGUUGAAUUGUUUUCUUCAUACUUGAAGGAGUUUGAUUAAUGCCGUGUAGCAAUCCCACUGACUUCCUCUCAAAUGUGACUUAGAGCAGUGUGGGAGGAGCGCUUGUUUUCUGUACGGUAACUGUGAGAAAUCCAAUUUGAAGGACACAUCCGGUGUACUGUAGGAGCGGCUUUGAAGAUGGCUGAACCCACACUCUUGUUAUUUCAUGACUUUCAAUUCUUCAGUCCGAAAAGGAUCCACGUCUUGGAUAGUUCUUUUCCGCGGUUUAAAACGGGCUGUCAUAAAUCACCCUUUAACCAUCUCCUUUUGUUGAUGAACUUCUGUCUAACAGAGAGCCAUAUACUGACCAAUGUCAUUGAAUGUGCACUACAUUUCCCAAUGCUCUGCUGUGCCUAUUGAAAUGUAUAUUGUGCUAUGGUGGUUUGGUUCUGUUUCUUUAUUGCUGCUGUAUCAGUGGUGUUUAUUUGUGAAGUGCUAUGAGUGAACGUUUGGUUCAUGGCUUUUAUUUUUUCUUUGGAUGGGUGGGUGAGAAAACAACGUGGGUGUAAAUAUUUUUGUGUAAAUUGUUUCUUACCUGUGUACUGAAUCCAGCCUGUGCAUCCAUUGAUUAUUGAGCCCUUUCUGGAAUUGGCAUUCUUUGUCAUCAUGUCGAAAAAUCUCUGUUUUUAAGCAGGUCAUUUUUUGUGUCUACUUAAGGCAAUCCAUCCAAAAAUCAAUGACAGUUAAACAUUCAUGGAGACUAAUGUCUGAUAAUGAGUACUUUUCAGAGGUUUUUACUUUCUCUUUGGCGCAGGGGGAAAAUAUGUUUCCUAAUAUAUUAAGGAUAUUUAUCCUUAAUAUAUUAGGAAACAUAUAUUUUUUAAAAAGGCUUACCUAAUGUGAGAGAACAUCUGUACUACAACUUGAAAUUCAUGGAAAUGAUCAUGGUUAAAUCCAUUUUAAUUUCUGUUGCAUAUAAAAUAAUUAAAUGAGA
This is a messenger RNA of Sander lucioperca (pikeperch), 4987 nucleotides long. It is a transcript of the gene man1b1a, whose product is annotated as mannosidase, alpha, class 1B, member 1a. The record is from RefSeq and is a predicted model, not a curated record. The transcript is spliced from 14 exons. Gene Ontology annotation, biological process: N-glycan processing; carbohydrate metabolic process. Gene Ontology annotation, molecular function: mannosyl-oligosaccharide 1,2-alpha-mannosidase activity; calcium ion binding. The coding region runs from base 349 to 2415 and encodes 688 amino acids. NCBI's taxonomy places the organism in Eukaryota, Metazoa, Chordata, Actinopteri, Perciformes, Percidae. Gene Ontology annotation, cellular component: membrane; endoplasmic reticulum.